Messenger RNA from Odobenus rosmarus divergens (Pacific walrus), 1521 nucleotides. It is a transcript of the gene GXYLT2, whose product is annotated as glucoside xylosyltransferase 2. Gene Ontology annotation, molecular function: UDP-xylosyltransferase activity. The record is from RefSeq and is a predicted model, not a curated record. Lineage: Eukaryota; Metazoa; Chordata; Mammalia; Carnivora; Odobenidae. The transcript is spliced from 7 exons. Bases 182 to 1135 code for a protein of 317 amino acids. Gene Ontology annotation, biological process: protein O-linked glycosylation via N-acetylgalactosamine.
CGCUCGGCGGCGCCGGCCCCCGCGUCCGCGCCCCCGAGCCGGCCGCCGGGGCGCCGCGAGCCUGGAGAAGUUGGCGAGGAGGCCUGGAGAACUCAGGAGUUUUCAGGACGUGCUGCCUCCAGAGCUCUGGAUCCACUUGGCCGUGGUGGCCUGUGGCAAUCGGCUGGAGGAGACCCUGGUCAUGCUCAAAUCCGCCAUACUCUUUAGCCACAGGAAGAUCCAAUUCCACAUCUUCACGGAAGACUCUCUGAAGCCUGAGUUUGAUAAGCAGUUACGACAGUGGCCUGACUCAUAUACAAAGAAGUUUGAGCACAGAAUCUACCCCAUCACGUUUUCGGUUGGAAACCCUCAGGAAUGGAAGAAAUUAUUCAAACCCUGUGCUGCUCAGAGACUCUUUCUUCCGGUGAUUUUAAAGGAUGUGGAUUCACUUCUCUACGUGGACACCGACGUUCUCUUUCUGAGACCCGUUGAUGACAUCUGGAAGCUUCUGAGGCAUUUUAAUGCCACGCAGCUUGCCGCCAUGGCCCCUGAGCAUGAAAUCCCCAAGAUUGGCUGGUACAGCCGCUUUGCUCGGCACCCUUUCUAUGGCUCUGCGGGAGUUAAUUCAGGAGUCAUGCUGAUGAAUUUAACUCGCAUAAGAAGUGCCCAGUUUAAGAACAGCAUAAUUCCAACAGGCUUGGCUUGGGAGGACAUGUUGUACCCUCUGUACCAGAAGUACAAGAAUGCCAUCACGUGGGGAGACCAGGAUUUAUUAAAUAUUAUUUUUUAUUUCAAUCCAGAGUGUCUCUAUGUGUUCCCCUGCCAGUGGAACUACCGUCCCGAUCACUGCAUGUACGGAAGCAACUGCAAAGAAGCUGAGCGGGAAGGCGUGUCUGUCCUGCACGGGAACCGAGGUGUCUACCAUGACGAUAAGCAACCCACUUUCAAAGCACUCUAUGAAGCAAUACGGGAUUUUCCCUUUCAAGAUAAUCUCUUUCAAUCCAUGUAUUACCCGCUCCAGCUGAAGUUUUUGGAGACUGUGCACACUUUAUGUGGACGAAUUCCACAAGUGUUUUUGAAGCAAAUUGAGAAAACAAUGAAAAGGGCUUAUGAGAAACACGUCAUCAUCCAAGUGGGCCCCAACCAGAUGCACUGAAUAUUUUUCAUAUUGUCACAAGUGGAUUCAGCCUCUCAAGGACAAGGCAACGUUCAUCUUUAAGCUGCCUGGAUCUCUUUCGUGUGAAUGUUUAAUGGUGCUCUGUGACAGUUGCGUUUAAAAGGCCUCAUUACAGUUUCCUCAAUUAUUUGCCCCUAAAAGGAAAUAUGCUUUAAUUUUUUUAAAAUUGCUAUUUAUCUCUCUGGUUUUUUUUAAAUUGUAUUAUUACUCACUUAACAUUGUUCAAACAGGUGGAGCUAGCUGUGAAAAGGAACUUUUGUGAGUCUUCCAAUUCCUGUUAAAUGUCUGAGACCACGUCAGUGACAUCUCAUGUGGUGUAUUAAUCUAAUAUUCUUGUGACUCUUUCUAUGCAAUGGACUCCCCCA